Brassica oleracea var. oleracea is the source of this 365-nucleotide messenger RNA. RefSeq lists its product as uncharacterized. The transcript is spliced from 3 exons. The record is from RefSeq and is a predicted model, not a curated record. The coding region runs from base 1 to 177 and encodes 58 amino acids. Lineage: Eukaryota; Viridiplantae; Streptophyta; Magnoliopsida; Brassicales; Brassicaceae.
AUGAAAAUCAGUGAAUCGGAGAACACGAAUUCGGAUGUGUACGAGAUCGAUUACAGGGGACCGGAGACUCAUAACUCUAAACCUCCACCAGAGACUUUACACGGCAAGCGACCGUUCAUCCACCAUAAAACCUCCGCCGCUGGAUCCGCCGGCGCUCAUGUUGGAGGACAGAACUAGAGAGAGAUUUUUCUAAAGAAGAGGACAGGGACUCGGAAGCUGUAAGUGAAAGUGGAAGUAUAUGAGUGUGCGAUAAGGUUAAUGAUGCGGGUACAUAAUUAUUUAUACAAUACAUAUGAUCAUCAAUGUUAUCAUGUCCGGUAUUUUAUUCAUGUACCGUUCUAUAUAUCUUUAUUUUUAUUUUUAUA